AAAAGAUUUUCCUUGCAGUGAGUCAACCCCGCUAUAAAGCCUAGUGAACCCCACCACAGACAGCCCACCGUGGGGGCUUUUGUCACCAGCAUCUCGAAGACUCCAACACCUCUUUUCAGCAAGACCGUGUAUUUCUGGAAGACACCUGACUCCCCUCUCCAACAUGGCACUUCCGAGAGAUAUUGCGAGAGCUUCGGUGGAACGAGCAGUUUCAUACAGCGAGAGCGGCUCGCCCACAACCACCUUCCACUCGCCUCCUCCUUCGGCAAGUCAGGGCAGCUUCAUGGGGUCUCUUGCUCACAGGGCAGCCGCUGCGGCCAAGCAGCUCAAGCCAUUCAACACCGAGGACGUCAAGAUUUUGCUACUGGAGAACGUGAACCAAACGGGCCGAGAUAUCCUCACGGGUCAGGGUUACCAAGUCGAGUUUCUCAAGACGUCGUUGCCAGAAGACCAACUCAUCGAGAAGAUCAGGGACGUACAUGUCAUCGGCAUCCGGUCAAAGACAAAACUCACAGCAAAGGUGCUGCAAGAGGCCAAGAAUCUCCUCGUCAUCGGCUGCUUCUGCAUCGGGACCAACCAAGUCGACCUGGACUAUGCGGCAAAGCACGGCAUCGCUGUGUUCAACUCGCCCUUUGCCAACUCGCGCAGUGUCGCCGAGCUGGUCAUCGGCGAAAUCAUCUCGCUGGCCCGCCAAUUGGGCGACCGCUCGCUCGAGAUGCACCGCGGCACUUGGAACAAGGUGAGCUCCAAAUGCUGGGAGAUCCGCGGCAAGACGCUCGGCAUUGUGGGCUACGGCCACAUUGGCUCGCAGCUGUCGGUGCUCGCCGAGGCCAUGGGUAUGACGGUCAUUUACUACGACGUCCUCACCCUCAUGGCCAUCGGCACGUCGCGGCAGGUGCCGACCCUCGAGGAGCUCUUGGAAGAGGCCGACUUUGUCACGCUACACGUGCCCGAGACGCCCGAGACUAAGAACAUGAUUUCGACCAAGGAGUUCGAGCGCAUGAAGAAGGGCUCGUACCUCAUCAACGCCAGCCGCGGCACCGUCGUCGACAUUCCGGCGCUCAUCAGGGCGAUGCGCGCGGGCAGAAUCGCGGGUGCAGCGCUCGACGUGUACCCCAAUGAGCCGGCGGCCAACGGCGACUACUUUGUCAACGAGCUCAACUCGUGGGCCGAGGACCUGCGCGGGCUGAGCAACAUCAUCCUCACGCCGCACAUUGGCGGCAGUACGGAGGAGGCGCAGCGGGCGAUCGGCGUCGAGGUGGCCGAGGCCCUGGUGCGCUACAUCAACCAGGGCAUCACGCUGGGCAGCGUCAAUCUGCCCGAGGUGACGAUGCGCUCGCUGACGAUUAACGAGCCCAAAUCCGCGCGCGUCAUCUACAUCCACCGCAACGUGCCGGGGGUGCUGCGCAAGGUCAACGAAAUCCUAGCCGGGCACAACGUCGACAAGCAGACUUCGGACAGCAAGGGCGACGUUGCCUACCUGAUGGCCGACGUUAGUGGCGUCGAGCCCGAAGAUAUCAAGGACAUUCGCGACAGCCUCGACUCGCUCAGCUCGCGCAUCCUGACGCGGGUGCUCUACUAGACCGUUCUUCUCGUGGGUUGGUCACGAUGCUUAGGUUCAUGAACGGAGCAAACGGGGUAACAUCAUGAGCACCGAUGAGCUUAUGAUGAUGAUGAUGAUGAUGCUGGGUGUCUUGGAGUGGAUGGAAAGAAAGUUCAAUAUGGAGUGGGCUCAUCGAUUUAUCUUCAACAUGUUGUGAUCCGGCACGGGUUGGUCUAUGAAAAGCAAAUACAGGGUUAGAUGGCCAAACCAGGUUCAGCAAACAACGACCAUGAGGGAUAUGGUAAGCCUGGUACAUUUGCAUAUAAAAGGACAGUUUAAAAGAGUAUAACCAACAACAGAGUAUCAAUCGUAUUGUUUCGCGUAUUU
Parathielavia appendiculata is the source of this 1930-nucleotide messenger RNA. RefSeq lists its product as uncharacterized. The transcript has 2 exons. Gene Ontology annotation, molecular function: oxidoreductase activity, acting on the CH-OH group of donors, NAD or NADP as acceptor; NAD binding. The record is from RefSeq and is a predicted model, not a curated record. The coding region runs from base 164 to 1582 and encodes 472 amino acids. NCBI's taxonomy places the organism in Eukaryota, Fungi, Ascomycota, Sordariomycetes, Sordariales, Chaetomiaceae.